AUGGAGAGUUCCUCAAGGCCUGUCGAACUUGCCAUGUUUGCCCGCUCGCAAGACCUCAUCGGAAUGCAGGAUAUGAGCACGAGCCUUCUCACGAAUCCGUUCACAUCCAACCGGACGUUGGUGGGCCCUUAUGACCGCCAAGUCCGUCCUGUGGACCCUAAUCCUUUGGAACAAUGGUAUACGAAUAAUGAUGGACCAUGGAUUCCGAAGGGCAUCGCGCCACCAGGAGAGCAGUCGUCCUCCCGGUUCAACGCCGCAAGCAGGGGAAAUGGAUUUGUCUUCUCCGGAACGUAUCGUGAGAGCAUAUCGCCGUCGGAAUGCGACACUCUUCCUCCCGGGGCUAUGCCCUCAGACUCCGGGUAUGGGAGUCAUGGCGCGAAACCAAGCAUUGCUACAGCUUCUGUCUGCCGUGAUGAUGGCAUGGAUCAGAGUCAGGACACUCAGAGCCUGGCUGGACAGUUCUCGGAUCUUCAGUUCCAAGCAAGCUUCAAUCUGGAUCCAAGGCAGUGGCCUCAGGCACAAGGGCAGCAGCCUGCUCUAUCCCGCGCAGCCCCGUCAGAAGGGAAGGAGCUGACCUGUGAGACAUGCCAGAAGAAGCUGAAGACUAACUCUGAGCUCAAAAAACACAAGCAAAGGCAUACCAAGCCGCACGUUUGUGAUGUACCCGGAUGCAACCGACGCGAAGGGUUCAGCACGAGCAAUGACCUUGACCGCCACAAAAGGAGUGUACAUCCUGCCGAGUCUGCCACGGGGAAUCGUUAUCGCUGUACCCACGGUGCCUGCCGAAACAAGGACAAAGUAUGGCCAAGGGCGGAUAACUUCAGGGCACAUAUCAAACGUGUCCAUCGACAGGAGGUUGGAGAUGAUGACCUAGAAAAAUACGUCUUCCAGCAACCACCCCCCCAACAGGAUGUCCUAACGGACCUCGUCGGGAUGCAACCGACACAUGUGGAAUACAACUAUCAGCUCAGCCCGGGAAUGCAGAACCAUUUCUCUCAAGGAUAUUGGUCUCAAGGUGCCAACGCAAGCUCGGUCAUUGAUAUAUCACCAGAUGCGGCUACAAACAGGCAAAUGGCCAGUCAUCCAGUGGAAGGAGCCCGAAGCCUGAACCCGCAAGCUGAUGUGAUCUCGAGAACUAAAGUCGGUAUAACAGACUCAGCUGAAGGUAGUCCAUCAUCGGAGCGCGAUAACACCAUCUCAUCCUUCCCAGAUUCGGGAUUGGACGCGUUUUGCGAUCAACGAUAUGUAUCACCGAGAGAUUUGAGCCAACACUCCGUGGCUCACAAGCUACCUUCUCUUUCCAAGGACAACGCAACUACGGUGUAUGGAGGCUCCCUAGACCCGUCACCUGUCAACAGUAAUCAAAUGCUAGAUUCGCAAUCGCCGCUGGCCGGUGACAGGAAGCCUCUGUCAGACGGGAAAGGGGCCCCAGUGCCCUCCGCCGCUGAUGUUUCGUCUCUUAUCAUUGACUUGAAGGAUCCGGAUAAGAUCAAACAAGUCCUCGAGACUCUGCAGAGCCGUGGCGUGCUCGAAGAACUUGGUUACAAGAAAGAAAUAGCUCUUGCUACGGAGGAUAAGAGAACGGAAGGCCCCGCAAACGCUAUUCAAGAUGCGCAAAAUACGCAAAACUCAUGCUCCGAAUGUCCGAAGACCUUUGCUCGGCGCUGUGAGUUAAAGAAGCAUAUGAAACGUCAUGAGAAGCCGUACGGGUGUACUUUUCAUGGCUGUAACAAACGCUUUGGUAGCAAGAAUGACUGGAAGCGACAUGAAAACAGCCAGCAUUUUCUCCUGGACAUCUGGAAAUGCGAUGUAAACAUGUCUCAAACAACAACGGCUGAACCUUGCGGCAAGGUCAGUCAUCGACGAGAGCUGUUCAGACAGCAUUUGACAAACAAUCAUCAACUCACGACUGAAGACGUCGAGAAAAAGCUGGAAGAUUGUCGCGUGGGAAGAAAUUGCGAGUCAAGGUUCUGGUGCGGGUUCUGUCAAGAUAUUAUUAGGAUCAAACAGAAAGGACUCCAUGCCUGGACCGAGCGAUUCAACCACAUCGAUGACCACUUAGCCGGGCGCAACGGCAUGUCUCUGAAGCAGAUAGACGACUGGAAGAACGUGGAUCCAGAUGCGCCUCCAGCCAUUGAUGCUUCUACUUCUGACUCCGAAAAUGGUGACCUUCCAGAGGGUUCAUUGGCUUCUAUCUCGAGAAGGGCGAUGACCAGCAUCGGCGUUCCUAGGCACGGUGGCCAUAGCACUGGGGUCAAACGGAAAGCCGACAGUGCUGGAGACGUUCGGCACGCAAAACGAACAAAAAACGAUGGCACAGUCACGAAAUGUGUAAGCAUGCAUAUCGCAGAGCCUCUGAUUUUCCCAGCAGUCUGA
Neoarthrinium moseri is the source of this 2376-nucleotide messenger RNA. RefSeq lists its product as uncharacterized. Gene Ontology annotation, cellular component: chromosome. The record is from RefSeq and is a predicted model, not a curated record. The transcript is spliced from 4 exons. Gene Ontology annotation, biological process: regulation of transcription by RNA polymerase II. Gene Ontology annotation, molecular function: chromatin insulator sequence binding. The coding region runs from base 1 to 2376 and encodes 791 amino acids. Lineage: Eukaryota; Fungi; Ascomycota; Sordariomycetes; Amphisphaeriales; Apiosporaceae.